AUGUUUCAAGGAUCUAUUUUCCUAGUUGUAAACUCUUCUGGAGCUCCAAGCUCGAAGCUUGUAGAGGUUUUGGAAGAAAAUGAUGCUCAAGUGUAUGUCAAGGAUGUACACUCCAAUGACAUCAACUAUCUUGAUGAAUCUAAAUCUCCAUCCAUUCCAACCCACAUUAUAUCCAGUAGCACGCAAUUCAUAGAGUACUUGGAGGCACAUGCGUCAAUGAUCCCUAUCACCACUGCUGAAUGGGUUUGGGAUUCGUUGAAACAUGGACGUCUUUUGAACCCAAAGGCUUACAACCCAGACCCCAGAUAUUUUUUGAAGGAUACAUUUGUUUGUGUGGCUGAUGAUUUACCUGAAGGUGACAAGGAAAUCAUUUACGGAGGUGUGAGGGCUUUUGGCGGGCAAUAUUUGGACGCGUUGACUAGAUUUACCACUCAUUUGAUUGCUCUUGAUAUGAACAAUGAUAAGAGUGUGAUUGCAGCUAGUACCAAAGAUCCAAUAAAUAUUAAAAUAGUACUCCCUCAUUGGAUAGAUGAAUGUUUGAAAAGAGGAGAAAAAGUUGAUGAAACUCCAUAUUUGUUACCAAAUCCAACAAUUGAUUUGAACUCAGACAAGGAACACGGGAAAGUAAUCUCUUAUGAUGAAGAAAUAAUUCCAUAUCCACCAACUGAUGAAAUUUCCAAGCAUAUUAAUACAUAUCUACAAGAUAAACGAUUUUAUCUUGCACAAGAUUGUAAACUUUCAUCCAGAUUAAAGGAAGCUGUGCAUUCUUUAAUUGAAAGAAAUGGUGGUAAAUGUGUAAAUGAAUUUGAUGUGGAUCAAGUUGACGUUUACAUUGGACAUUUCCGUGAUGGCCCUGAAUACAUCACUAGUUGUUUAUCUCAAAGAAUCAUUGUUGGAACCUUACAAUGGUUAUAUAGCAUUGUCACUCUGGGUAAUUGGGUAUUACCUAUAAAUUCCAAUCCACUCCAUUAUCCAGUGCCUCCUACGCCACUAUCAGGGUUUAAAAACUUGAAGGUUUCGGUGACAAAUUAUAGUGGAGAUGCUCGAUUCUAUUUAUCUAAAUUAAUUACAAUUAUGGGUGGGACAUUUACCAAAACUUUAACCAAAGAAAAUGACAUUCUUAUUGCUGCAAGACCUGUGGGGAAGAAGUAUGAUGCGGUUAGGAAUAGAUGGGACUCUGAUAUCAAGAUUGUGAAUCAUUUAUGGCUUGAAGAAUGUUAUGCUAAUUGGAAAAUUAGUAAUUAUGAAGAUGCACAUUUCCAAGUUAUAGAUGAGAAUAAUAUGGAGAGUUUAUUGGGGAGAAUUCAUUUAAAUCCAAAGGUGCUUGAAAAUUGGUAUAAAAACAUUGAUACUAAAGAAAUAGAUGACAGUAUGAGUGAAGAUGAAUCUACUCAACCAAGAUUUGGAAAAAAUAAAGAGAAAUUAGAGAAGCAGGUUGACAACGAAAUUGUCCAGGAAGAUGAAAUAAAGCUUCAGGAAGAAGAUGAAAAUGUGGAUAAAAAACAAGUUGAACAAGAAGCGGAAAGUCAACAAGUGAUAAAGAAGUCAAAUAAGAACAAUAUUCAAAAGAUACAGGAACCUGUCACUGAUUCAAAACAAUUGGAUGAAAAGGUUAAAGAAAAGGAAAAUAUGACUCCUCCACCAACAAGAGGAGGAAGAUCUGCUAAACAAAAGGCUGCACAGAAACUCCAUUCUGAUAUGACUGAUUUAAAUGAUUAUCAACAAAUGUCUAAGAGUGCUAGAAAAAUGAAGCAUUAUAUGGAAGAUUUGGAGAGUUCCGUGACACCUACAAAGAAAGCUAAAAUAGAAAAGCAAGAGGAUGGUGGAAUAUCUGUGGAGAAAGAUAAACUCAAAAGCCCAAAGACCACCUCCAUCCAUACCCACAUUAUUACUACCGGUUGUGAACUGGAACUCACAUUAGGACGUCUGGAUAUUGAAGAAUUGAAAAGACUAGGAAUAAAGGUAAUGAACGAUUUUUCAUAUAAUCAAAAGGUUGACAUUCUCAUUGCUCCUAGAAUUAUGAGAACUGAAAAAUUCUUGAAAUGUCUUAGUCAAGUUACACAAAUUUUACACCCUAGGUAUCUUUCAGAUAUAUUGAAAAAAGUAUCAAUUUCCAAAGAUGUAACUUGGCCUGCUAUUGAAAAGGAAUUUAAGGCUACAGAUUACUCCUUAGAAAAGAUUAUUGGUUCCAAACUUAUUAACAAGGAAUUGGGAUUGUCGGAGAAUGAUGAUGGAUUACAGAAACUUCUUUCUUCGACUAAUAAGGGUAAGGUCUUUGAUGGUAUACGGUUUAACCUAUCCGCUAAUUUAAAUGGAGGUCCAGAUGUCAUUACCAAGAUUUUGGAAGCGCAUGGAUGUAAGGAAAUCAAAGUGGUUAAAUCUAUAACAGCAUCAAACAUGAAGAUAUUGGUCAAGAAUGAUGAAAAUGUGCUAUAUGUCGCGCAUAAGACGAAGGAUGCUAAAACUGUUGUAACUUUCAAGAAGCUGUGCCCGACAGGGAUCGCUAUUGAUUGGGAUUGGUGUGUGAAAUCAAUUUUCAAAAUGGUUAAAGAAGAUUUCGGUAAAUACAAAUUGUAA
[Candida] anglica is the source of this 2577-nucleotide messenger RNA. NCBI's taxonomy places the organism in Eukaryota, Fungi, Ascomycota, Pichiomycetes, Serinales, Debaryomycetaceae. The record is from the annotation of a GenBank genome assembly.